AUGGCGGCAACUGGUGUUUUGCCGUUCGUGCGAGGCAUUGAUUUCACAAAAAAUGACUUUCGGGAGGACUUUUUCCCAAAAGCGGUUGGCGAAAUGACUGGCCUAAGAUGGUUGAAAGUGAACCGGACAAAAAUAGACUGGAUCCCGGACGAGCUUCAGAACCUAAAAAAGCUCGAAACACUUUCGUUAGUUCGAAACAACCUGGUGACACUGCACGGUGAAGUCCCCACCCUACCGUGCCUUCGAUAUCUCAACUGUCGGCACAACAAGAUCAAAAGCACCGGGAUCCCAAAAGAAGUCUUUGAGCUUGAAGAUCUCUCUGUUUUUGACUUGAGCCACAACGACUUAAGAGAAGUGCCAAACGCGCUCGAAAAUGCGAGAGGAAUUUUAGUGCUAAAUCUAAGUUACAACAGGAUCGAGGCCAUCCCAAACCAACUGUUUGUGAAUCUCGUAGACCUGAUAUACUUAGAUCUAAGUGGGAAUCAGUUAGAAACCCUGCCCCCACAAAUGAGGCGUUUAGUUAGUCUGCAAACCCUGAUACUGAACGACAAUCCGCUCGGCCACUAUCAACUGAGGCAACUCCCAUCACUAACAUCACUUCAAGUUCUUCACAUGCGGAACACUCAACGUACAAUCAUCAACACUCCCGUUUCGCUUGACGCUUCUGCUCUACUCUCAGAAGUUGACUUCUCCCAGAACAACCUCCCACGGGUCCCCGACGUUCUCUACACGCUGUCCUCUCUGAAAAGGGUGAACCUUAGCGACAACCUCAUUUCGGACGUCUCUCCCGUCAUUGGAGAUGUGUGGAAAAAUAUCAGAGUGUUGAACCUGUCUAGGAACAAGCUUACUUCCCUUCCACCUGCACUCUGCAAGCUGACCACCCUCACGAGGCUCUACCUUAACGACAAUCGGCUCGACUUUGAUGGAAUUCCUUCAGGAAUCGGAAAGCUGCACAACCUAGAAGUGUUCAUGGCAGCUCACAACAAUUUAGAGAUGAUCCCCGAAGGCGUCGUCAGGUGUGGUAGGCUGAAGAAACUGGUCUUGGCUCACAACCGUCUCAUCACGCUUCCCGAAGCGAUUCACCUGCUGAAUGACCUGGAGGUGUUGGACCUGCGGGACAAUCCCGACUUGGUGAUCCCGCCAAAGCCGACGGAGCUCCAGCGUGGGAGUGGCAUCGAGUUCUACAACAUCGACUUUUCGUUGGGCACUCAGCUGCGACUCGCUGGGGCUGCUUCAGCCGCACAGCUGCCAGCGCAGACACCCGUAAAAGAUCCAAUCGCUCGCAAGAUGCGGCUACGACGGAGACGAGAAGGAGAGGCGGACAGUGACCAAGCGAAAAUUUUGAAAGGGAUGACGGACAUUGCUAAGGAGAAGGAACAAUCGAGCAGGGACGCCUCAGAGGACUGGGUUGACUCGCUCAAGCCAAAACGUUGGGACGAAGUCUUGGAAAAGCCUCCGAUCGAUUACAGCGAAAUUUUUGAAGAAGAUGUGGGCCAGAUGCCAGGCCUUUUCAUCUGGGAGAUUGACAACUUCUUGCCGAUCCCUCUUGACGAAGCUUUUCUGGGCAAGUUCUACGAGGGCGACUGCUACAUCGUCCUCAAGACCUUCAUGGACGAGUCGCAGAAUUUGGACUGGCUCAUUUACUACUGGAUUGGGUCUUGCGCAACGCUCGACAAGAAGGCGUGCGCCGCGAUCCACGCCGUCAACCUGCGGAACUUUCUUGGGGCCCACUGCCGUACCGUCCGAGAAGAAGAGGACGACGAAAGCGACGAAUUUCUCGCCCUCUUCAGCCACAAGAUCAAGUACAUUCAAGGAAACCGCGCGUCGAGUGGUUUCUACACCGUCGAAGAUACCGAAUACGUGACACGGCUCUACAGGCUCCAUUCUUUGAACCGUCUGCUUCAUGUUGAAACCGUGGCCAUGGAUCCUUCCUCUCUCGACCCACGUUUCGUCUUUGUCCUCGAUGCCGGAAGAAAGAUUUUCGUCUGGUACGGAAAACUGUCCAAGAACACCAUGGUGUCCAAAGGAAGGCUCCUGGCAGAAAAGAUAAACAAGAAUGAACGGAAGAACUUCUCAGAGGUCAUCACUUACGUACAGUCUGAGGAGGAACCCGAUUUCUGGAAGGCGUUUGGUGUUCCCGUAAACUUGCCCGUUGCUGAACCGACGGCGCACGUUCCGGAUGACUUUGUUUCAAUCUGCCCCAGGUUGUACCAGGUGGGACUUGGAAUGGGCUAUCUAGAACUUCCUCAAGUGGACGUCCCCCAAAACAAGCUUGUGCAGAAGCUUCUCGACUCUAAGAAUGUCUACAUCCUGGACUGUUCUGCAGAUAUCUUUGUGUGGCUAGGUAAGAAGUCCACGAGGCUUGUCAGAGCAGCUGCCCUGAAGUUGUGUCAAGAGCUCCUGCGCAUGAUCCAUCGACCCCAGCAUGCUCUGGUCAGCAAGUGCAUGGAAGGCACGGAGACUAUGGUUUUCAAGUCCAAGUUCGUUGGAUGGGACGAUGUGAUUGCGGUGGACUUUACGCGCACAGCGGCGUCUGUGGCAAGAACUGGUGCAGACCUCCUGAAAUGGAUGUCAAAGCAAGAAAACAAAGUAGACCUGUCUGCUCUGUUCAUGCCACGACAGCCUGCCAUGUCAAAAGAAGAAGCCACGCAACUCAUGGAUGAAUGGAAUGAAGACCUCGGAGCGAUGGAGGCACUUGUUCUUGAGGGAAAGAAAUUUGUGAAGCUUCCCGAGGACGAGCUGGGACACUUUUACAGCGAGGACUGUUACGUCUUUCUCUGCCGCUACUGGGUGCCGGCGGAAGGGGCGGCAGAAGGUGGCGCUGAGAACGGCGGAGGAGGAGGUGAUGCUGAAGACCCGGAUGAAGAGGAAGAGGAGGAAGUUGAAGACACAUGGGUGGCAUACUUCUGGCAGGGCAGAGACGCGAGCAACAUGGGCUGGUUGACGUUCACUUUCAGCUUGCAGAAAAAGUUCGAAGCUCUCUUCGGCGAUAAGCUCCAGGUUCUCAGAACUCACCAGCAACAAGAGAACCUGAAGUUCCUGUCACACUUUAAGAGAAAGUUUGUGAUUCAUCAAGGCAGUCGGAAAGACGCGCAGGCCACUGGUAACGGUUCGGUUGAGCUGUACCACCUGAGAUCCAACGGUAGCCCCAUCUGCACACGGUGUAUUCAGAUCCCUGCGGCUGCCUCCAACCUGAACUCAGCAUUUUGCUAUAUUCUGAAAGUCCCGUUCGAACAAGACGACUCUGACGGCAUUGUGUACGUCUGGAUCGGAGACAAAGCAGAAGAAGAUGAGGUCCACCUUGCCGAAGAGAUUGGCGAGAUGUUAAGUAAAUCGGCGGAAUAUUCCAUAGCGACCGUGUACGAAGGUGAGGAACCUGACAACUUCUUCUGGGUUGCUCUUGGAGGGAAAACACCCUAUGAUAAGGAGGCUGACUUCAUGCAGUACACACGACUUUUCCGCUGCUCAAACGAAAAGGGUUACUUUGCUGUGUCCGAAAAAUGCUCAGACUUCUGCCAAGACGACCUCGCCGAUGAUGACAUAAUGAUACUCGAUAAUGGAGCUCAAGUAUUCAUCUGGGUUGGAGCGAAAUGCAGCGAAGUUGAAGUGAAGUUGGCUUACAAAAGCGCUCAGGUAUAUGUGCAGAAUCUUCGUGUGAAGCAGCCAGACUUGACCAGGAAACUGAUGCUCACGGUGAAAGGCAAAGAGUCUAAACGUUUCACGAAGUGUUUCCACAGUUGGGGUGCCUUCAAAACUGUGGCAGAGUAAUCGAGAGGCCAACCGAAAUGCUACGGCGAAUAUGGCGCGCAUCGACAUCCGCGACAUUGUCAGCGAAGAACCUUGGAGUGUCAGCGAACGUGGUGUUGCUACCGUCGCGCUGCUUUUAAAGAGGAAUGCUGAAAGAUGUCAUUUUGAACAAAGUUUCGCGUAGCACAUCCUUCCAAAGAGCAAAGGCAACGGGUUCAGUUGCAGAGGUACGUUUACCAGACCUCCAUUUGUGAUAGUGGAGUCAGGGGUGAAGUCUUGUGGAGGCGCUUGUUCAAGGAAGUAGGUAAAUUUCACCCUAACUUCGACAUUGAGGUUGUGAAUAUGUCAUGAAGAGAAGUGUAACGGCUUUUCGUGGACUUAACCAUUUAUGCUUAUGGCUUUGGUGUGCAUGCAUUGAGCUAAGCAAAUGCCGCAGUCAAAGUGUUAGCUGAGUAGCUACAGGUGAAGACAAAUACGUUUUGUAACAGUGUUCCACAAGGCACACGAUGCAGCGAUGGAUUAAGAAUCCCAAAAGGUGUUUUUACAGUCACUUAAACAAUCCUUCGUGGGAGAUGGAUUUGAAGUUCAGAGGUGCCACAGAUGGUUGUCCGGCAACUGGACAUUGAUAAGAAAGAAGGUUGUAGAACAUGAGGAUCGCUUAUACCAGGUGUUUCACAAACAAAAUAAUAAUAAUAAUAAUAAUAAUAAUAAAUAAAAAACUAAACUGCUGAAUUUCAGAAACUUCUGAUGCUAUCGAGUAACUUUCUGUUCGGUGAACAAUUUGAGACAUCAACCCGGAGCUGAGCAGUCAAUGCCUCAUUUGUAUAAGCUGGCUAAUUAAAUAAAAAUCGUAACUAUUAAAUUUUACUUCGGACACUUUCGGAACCUCGGCUUUACCAGUUGGGACCUUCGGAAAAAAUUAUUCUAGGAGGAAGCCUGCGUCGACACGUAGUGAUUUUUUUUAGCAGUCAAUUGGUUAUUAUUAAUUGGCAAAAAUAUGCAAACUGUUACUGAUUAUACUUACUCGAAAGAAUUGCUUAGUAUCGACGCAGUUUUUUUUUUUCUGGAAUAUUUUUCGGUGAAGGUCCCGAUCAGUAAGACAGGGGUUUCAAAUCUGUCUGAAAGGUUAUGAUUUUUAUUUAAUUAAUGAGCGCAUGCAAAUGAGGCGCUCACUGCCCAAUUCUUGGCUGCGUCUCGAGGACGUUCACCAAAAAUAACGUUAUUUGUUAGCAUCAGCCGUUUCUGGAUUGUAUUCAGCUGAGGGGCUUUUCAAGAAGCGCCCAGUGUUGGAGUAGACGUAGAACAGGGUCUUGGAAGGUGACGCAGCUCAAUGUUGGUCUGCACAACCUCAUAAUGUCAUUUGAUAUACCUCUAUAUAUGCAGGGGUGUCGGAAGUCCCUCUCCAUGGGGGGGGGGGGGCAGCAAUGUGAAGUGUGAAGGCCAAGAACGUUAAGCACCGUCUGUACAUGCAGGGCAGAAAAAAAACUGUGUUGAAACAACACUUGCUACUCUCACUGCAGAAUGACUCAGAGUAUGUCUUCCAAGGCCCCCUGCAGAUUCGGGGGGGCAGCCGCCCCCUUGCCCCCACUUUAUGACGCCCCUGACUUUGACACAGUUGCAAAAUUGUGGUAAUCGUUCUGCGAUCAUUACAUACCAUUAUACACGCAGCAUCGCAUUAGUGGCCUUUUUUUCUCCGAAAAAGACGUCUGUUAAAAAGAAGCAUCACACGUUUCUAAACUCAUACAAGUUAUUCAUAGAAUCAAAUGAAAUUUUUAGGUCUCUUCGAUGCAUUGUAACUAAUCUAUACCUCAUUGCUUUUUUCGUGUAUGUAUUUAUAGAAAAUUUUUCCGAGAAUUUCAGACAUCAUCCGUUAGCACGUAAGAAUUUGUGAUGCCACUUUUUUGAGAGAACUGAAAAUGCGGGAGACGCAGAAGAAGGAAACUUGGACAGUGCGGAGAUUUUUUUUUCUUCUCUCUAAUACACAGCGUGUCUGAGAAGUGUGUCAGCGUUCGCGGUUAUGAGUAUGGUAAAAAUGUUUUUAUCCCAGGUGCUCGGGAAUGCCCUCGUUUUCUAUGCAGCAGAGUGUGCCGUGCGUAUUUAAUUUGUGCGUAACUUAUUGAAAAGUGCUUUACCGUGGCUGAGUGUGAAGAGAAGGAUUGUGUGCCAUAUUAAUUUUGUACGCAAUUAAAGUCUCGCAAAUUGUUUGCAAUAUAAUA
This is a messenger RNA of Ornithodoros turicata, 5963 nucleotides long. RefSeq names its product protein flightless-1-like (gene fliI). The transcript is spliced from 30 exons. Lineage: Eukaryota; Metazoa; Arthropoda; Arachnida; Ixodida; Argasidae. Gene Ontology annotation, cellular component: actin cytoskeleton; cytoplasm; nucleus. Bases 1 to 3768 code for a protein of 1255 amino acids. Gene Ontology annotation, biological process: actin filament severing; myofibril assembly; barbed-end actin filament capping. The record is from RefSeq and is a predicted model, not a curated record. Gene Ontology annotation, molecular function: actin filament binding; phosphatidylinositol-4,5-bisphosphate binding.